AUGAGAGUCGCCGUCAUUGGAGGCGGUCCGGCCGGAUUGACCACGCUCAAGCAUCUGCUUGAAGCGCACAAGUUCGUUGGCGGGGAUCCUGUCGAGGCGAAGUUGUUUGAAGCAGAAGAAGGUAUAGGCGGCACCUUUCUCAAGCGCAUGUAUGAAGACGCCGAGUUGGUAUCGUCCAAGUACCUUACAGCGUUUUCCGACUUCCGGGCCCGCGAAGACGACCCCGAUUACCUCCCCGCGGCGAGAUACCUCGAGUACCUCGGCCAGUAUGCCACUGCGUUCGACUUGUGGCCAUUUAUACAGUUGUCGACCCCAGUGACGGCUGUCCGACGCAAAGGCCGCUCCCAUGUCAUCAGCUAUGCCACGCAGGAUGGCAAGGAGGGGUCGUGGAUGUGCGAUGCUGUCGCCGUCUGCUCGGGUCUGCACGUAACGCCCAAUAUACCGUCACUCGAGGGCAUCGACAAGGUUUCCAAGUCUUUUCAUUCGUCUAGCUUUAAGUCGCGCGAGCAGUUUGGCUCCGACACGACGGUUGUUGUCCUCGGCACGGGAGAAACUGCUAUGGAUAUUGCUCAUCUGGCUGUGACGGCGCCAACUAAGAGAGUCGUUAUAUCUCAUCGCGACGGGUUCAGUGUCGUUGCUAAGCGAACACCGAGCCCCAUAGUAUUCCCUUCCCUGGCAAGCCAGCUGCAGUCGCCGAACCCGCCCGUGCCGGUAGAUACAUAUCUUCACGCGAGCCACAAGUGGGGAAAACUACCCGGCAACGUAUUCGACCGCUUGGUCAAGCAGGGCAUGUGGCUCAUGACUGGUACGAGUGCCGGUUAUGAUCAGUGGGUGGGCGGUUAUCCUUCUUCACGAUGGCACACAUCAAAUGUCAUCUUCACCAAGUCCAGCAAAGCGAUGCCAUACAUUAGCAAGCCAUACAGAAAAGACACGUUUUUCCAGCGUUUACGCUCCAGCAUCAUUCAAGUGCCUAUUCCCGAGACACACGGCCGUCAGAUUGACAUAGCGCCCUGGCCAUCUCACAUAGACAGCAAUGGCGUGCUCCAUUUCAUGGACAACGGUCGACCGGAGUACAAUCGCAUCAAAGAAGCCGAGAUAGUAAAGCCCGACGUCCUCGUCUUCGCCACAGGCUACACCCAACGCUUCGACUUCCUCGACUCAACAUACCCAAGCACCUCCGACCUAGACGUACGAGACGUCUGGCGUCGCGACGAGCCAAGCGUCGGCUUCAUUGGGUUCGUGAGGCCCGGUUUUGGCGCGAUCCCGCCACUAGCGGAACUGCAGGCGCAGCUUUGGGUGGUGAAUCUCCUCGCCCCCGAGCGUCUGCAGCCCCUUCUGCCCCAGGACGAGCCGCACUAUCGGCUUGGCAUGCCUUCGGAUGCGCGCAUCAAGUAUGGCGUUAGCCACGAUGACUACGCGAACCAGUUAGCCGUCGAUAUGAAUGCAUCGCCAUCGUUUCUGGACGCUGUGAGGUUUGGGAGCUCGCGCAAGGAGUGGUGGCGUCUUCCGCUGGUUUGGCUACUUGCGGCUGAGUUCAAUACCAAGUUUCGCCUAUGCGGGCCCUGGAAGUGGGAUGGUGCGGUUGAUGUUAUGAGCGGCGAGCUGUGGGAAGUUGUCAAACGGCGGGGUGGGCUGUUCAAACAGAUUGUGCUGUCUGGUGUACCUCUUGUGGUGUUUGGUUCUCUGCAUUUGAUGUUGUGGAUAUUUACGUCGUUGUUCAAGCCAUCCAGAUGGUAG
Messenger RNA from Aspergillus campestris IBT 28561, 1737 nucleotides. RefSeq names its product FAD/NAD(P)-binding domain-containing protein. Gene Ontology annotation, molecular function: NADP binding; N,N-dimethylaniline monooxygenase activity; flavin adenine dinucleotide binding. The record is from RefSeq and is a predicted model, not a curated record. The transcript is spliced from 4 exons. Bases 1 to 1737 code for a protein of 578 amino acids. Lineage: Eukaryota; Fungi; Ascomycota; Eurotiomycetes; Eurotiales; Aspergillaceae.